Messenger RNA from Cyanistes caeruleus (blue tit), 3531 nucleotides. The record is from RefSeq and is a predicted model, not a curated record. Lineage: Eukaryota; Metazoa; Chordata; Aves; Passeriformes; Paridae.
UUUAGUGCUCACAGUUUCAUCCCAGGCCUGUGGCUCUGGAACGCAGCCCCUCAGAAGCAGAGAUAAUUGGAACUCAGGGGGGGAAAAGUGGUGUCCGAGUCUUUGAACAAAAAAGGUCUUGUUUCAGGAAUGUGGUGCUGGAGGCCAGUGCUUGCCAGCAGGGUCUGUCUCCUGCUUGGAGCUGGUGCCUGCACUCAGAUCCUGCCCUCCGCAGACACUCUGGCUGGGAUUUUCUGGGAGCAUCUCUCAAAAUGGAGGCAGAGUGCCCCAUGGCAAGUACAGGAUGUAUCCUGAGAAUUGUAUUUCUGCAAGCAGAGCAGGAGGGGCUGGUAGGAGGAUGUGGGGAAGCAGGAAGAGAGCUUGAAGAGGUGCUCAUAAGAUUCUUGUACAGGGCAGAUGAGGAGGGAAACAAACAACGCAGAGAACAGGAAAACCGAUACGCUAGGAAAUCAUGGAUCCACCCCCUGGGCUCCAGCUAAGGAGGAUGGGACAAACUCCAUGAUUUCUGGCAGCCAUGAGCUGCAGCUGCUCCACUCAGCUCCCAUACUGCAGCCAGAUGCGUUUGAGUGCAGCCCCUCCUGCCCUGACACAGCCCCAGCAAUGCCCCCAUGCUCUGGCAAUGCCCCACACGUGUUUGGGGAUGUCCCAGGUCCCCUCACCUCCAGGGAGGGUUUCCCAAGGGAGCAGGGAAGUGGGCAGGAGUCAAGUUUAAGCACUGAUGUUCUGUAUCCUGUUGUUUUCCUACCAGGAUUGUUGCAGUUUCCUGCACUGUCUUAUCUGGAGCAGGGAAGCCAGCGCUCUCCAGUUCUCUGGCUCUGUGCAUGUCCCAGGUUCUGAGAGAGAAAGGCCAUUCAAAGAGUCACUGAUCCCCACCUGAGAGAAGGCUCAGUGAGUCAGAAAGCAGCAGCAUGAGCAAGAACACCAGUGACAGAGGGUUCAGCGAUGCCAGUUCCCUUCAAGCGGAUCUCUCCAAUCUUGUGAUCUGGGCACACAGUCACGGGACCAUCUGCAACCAGAUCCCAUUCCUGGAAUUUAUGCAGAACAUGGGUCACCUGAGCAAUGACAGCACUGUGGUGUGGAUGUGCAGAGUUGGACAUGCCUAUCACUGGCACUGUGGGAACUUACAUGACCGAGGUGAAGAAGAGACUGAGGCUGUAGGAAGGAGAAAGAGGCUCCUGUCUUCUGAGUCUUUGGCAAGGGAAUCCAAAUUUGAGGAAAAGAGGUUCAAGCUGACCCCAUCAUCUUUUGAGAUGGGUCAAGCAGAUUCUGGGAGCACAGGGUUAUGUGGCAGAUCCCAAGGAAUCGAUGACAGGAAACCUGUACCAUCAAUAUCUGCAGAAGAGAAGUACUUGCCAAAGUCUGAUACUAGCGUUCAAACUGGCAAAGAGGAUGAGAAGUCCAAAAGUGACAAAGACAUACAGCCCAUGUCUGAUGAAGAGAGGCAUGAGGCAGAUGAAGACAACCAAGGAGACAGAAUCAGCCAGGAUAAUGUGUCAGAGCCAUCUGUUGAGGAGUUGGAGAUGCCUCACUGCCAGACGAGGGCAUUGCACCAGCCAGCAGCCUCCCAAAGAGCUGCCUGUGCCCCCACAGCAAGGUCUCCUGUCAGUGACUCGGAGGACCUGAGCACAAACAUCCUGAAGCUGGGUUCUUUCACUGCUACAGGGCCCACAGCUGAAACUUGCAGAUCAAAGAGACUCCUGGGGUCAGAAGCACCAAAGGUGUGUUUCAAAUCCCUUCCCAUCCUCAGCGCUAAGGCCAGGGCCCAGCUUGAAUCGCAGCCCUCUGUGAUACUCUUUGAGUUCCAAGCCACUGCUGAUGUUCAGCAACAUCUCCAGCUGAGCCCUCCCAAGUGUAGCACACCGAGAAUGGGCUCCAGCAGGGAUGGUGCUGAGAAUGUGAGUGAGGACAGUGACACAUCCAGGCAGACACCUUGUUCUUCAGCCUUCCAGAGUCCAGAGAGCCAUCCACCUGCAGCCUCAAAUGAAGAUGUGCUGAAGAAACAGGAGAAGAAAACAAAUAGCAUUGGAGACAUAGAAGUGUUCAAAGAGUGGCUGAAGUUGCACCACCCCUCCGAGACACGCAAGAUCCACACGCUGCCUCCUGCAGACCUUGACCACUACCUGGUCUCGUUCUUCAGCUCUGCCAAGAGACAGAAUGGCAUGGAUUUUUCUUCCAAUUCUUUGAGUUUCUUCCAUCACAACAUCAGCCGGUACCUCAAGGACCACAGCUAUCCAUACAACAUAUUGAGAGGGCCAGAGUUCAGGGCCUCUCAGGAAGCCUAUAAAUUAAAUCAUUGGUGUCUGUUCCUAAAGGAGGAAGGGUGGAGUGUUGUGGAGAACAUGACAGAUGAUGAUGUGAAAAACCUUUCUAAGAAGGGAAUUUUAAGCAAGACACACCCUCAGGGCUUGCUACACCUCAUGUUCACCAGCCUCAUUAGGGGGUUUGGGGCCAGCACCCACUACCAGGCCCACCAGCUGUACUGGGGACAGGUGGUGCUGAGGAAGACCAAAGGAGAGCUGGAGUACUUGGAGUGGAAAGAUGAUCUGAGCCCCAAGGGAGACAAAGAGGAGCUAUGCCCACGGCUCUUUGCCAAGCCUGAGGAUCCAGAGACCUGCCCAGUUGCUAGUUACAAGGAGUAUGCCAGGAAGAGGCCACCAAACAUGCUGAAAGACAACCACCCUCUGUAUCUGUUUCCCAAGUCACUGUGCUCUGUCUGGGACGAAGUGUGGUACAGCAGGAAGGCACUGACAAAACCCAAAAUUUAUAAGAUCUUGAAAGUUAUUACCCAGGAAGUCACAAAAACUGAAAGAAAGACCAGGAAAUUGGUGUGUCCCAUUGGCUUUGCCCCUUCAAGCUCUCCAAAGCUGGUCUGAAGCAGAAUCCUAUUGCAAUAUUUGGUGUAGCUUGAGAACAAACAUCCUUCUGCUGGGCUUCACCUUGGCACUGAAGGUACCUACAGAUCUGCAGUGCCUUGGCUUUCAGAGAAUCUCCUUUGUUGUUGUUUCUGUUACUGGAAUUGAUAAUUCAGUGAGUUAAGGAGAAUCUUCAGUUUCACAUUUGCCAAAAAAGUUAAUGUUCUACCGUGUGGUCAAUGCUGUUAGAAACAGCCAGUGCUGAUACAGAGAGGGCUCAGAGGUGGCAGAGCCUGGCCAGGAGCGUCAGCUGCACCCACAUUUUGAGGGUGACACCACACACAGCUCAGCCUGGGGCACAGACCUGCGGGGACGGACGAGCAAGAUGAGGAGAGUGAUGACGCUGCCGAUCCCAACCUCGCAGGAAUGCUUCUGACAAGGUUCAGGUCAUUUCCCCUAGGGAAAGAUUCAUAGAUGGAAGGAGUUAUGGCUGUUUAAAGUUACUUAAAGUGUCUGACAAUGUUGAAAGGUUUUAUAGUAAGUGGUUUCUCUGGAGUGCAAAACACAACUCCACAAAGGCACUGGGAGGUGAGCUCAGCUCUGCUCAGCUGCUCCAGUGCUGUUUAGAACCUUUUUGGUUGCACUGUUGACAGAGCCAAAUAAAAGAACCUUUAAUUCA